This is a messenger RNA of Acanthosepion pharaonis, 495 nucleotides long. NCBI's taxonomy places the organism in Eukaryota, Metazoa, Mollusca, Cephalopoda, Sepiida, Sepiidae. The record is from the annotation of a GenBank genome assembly.
AUGCGCACCCUCCUUUAUCCCGUAUUCCCUUCCCUAGGCUUAUCCUCCUUUAUAUGUAUUCCCUUCUCUUGGAAUAUCCAGCUUUAUCCUGUUUACCCUAGGCGUAUCCCCUCCUCCAUUCUGUAUUGCUUUACCUAUGCGCACCCUCCUUUAUCCUGUAUUCCCUUCCCCUUAUCCUCCUUUAUAUGUAUUCCCUCUCUUGGGAUCCAGCUUUAUCCUGUAUUCCCUUCUCUUGGAAUAUUCCUUUACCUUUAUCCUUUAUCAUAUUCCCCUUCCCUUAUAUGUAUUCCUUCUCUUGGAAUAUCCAGCUUUAUCCUGUAUUCCCUUCUCUGGGAAUAUCUUUAUCUUUAUCCUUCCCUAGGCGCACCUCCUUUAUCCUGUUUCCCCCAGGCGUAUCAUCCUUUAUCCUGUAUUCCAUCCCCUAAGCGUAUCAUCCUUUAUCCUGUAUUUUUUACUCUUGCCAUAUCCUCCUUUAUCUUGUAUUCCCUUAUCUAG